Messenger RNA from Gossypium arboreum, 762 nucleotides. Its product is annotated as agamous-like MADS-box protein AGL65. Gene Ontology annotation, molecular function: RNA polymerase II cis-regulatory region sequence-specific DNA binding; protein dimerization activity; DNA-binding transcription factor activity, RNA polymerase II-specific. Bases 35 to 613 code for a protein of 192 amino acids. The record is from RefSeq and is a predicted model, not a curated record. Gene Ontology annotation, biological process: regulation of transcription by RNA polymerase II. Lineage: Eukaryota; Viridiplantae; Streptophyta; Magnoliopsida; Malvales; Malvaceae. The transcript has 8 exons.
AAAAAGGAUUUAAAAAAGCACAUAGAAAACAGAGAUGGGAAGAAAAAAAUUAAAAAUCCGAAGAUUGGAAGACUUGAAAGCAAGACAAGCAAAAUAUUCGAAGCGUAAAACAGGAAUUCUGAAGAAAGCUAAAGAACUUAAUAUAUUGUGUGAAGUUGAUGUUGCCCUUCUAUUUUCUUCCCCAUCUGGUAGACCAACCCUUUUUGUUGGUCAAAAUUCCACUGGUUUAAGUAGUAUUCUUAAGAGAUUGUCGAAUAUGUCAUUCGAGGAGCGCGAGGAAAGGAGGGCCUAUACAAUAGAGAUGUUGAAGAAAAUUUAUGAAAAUUCGGAGUCAGAGUUUGAUCUAUUAAGCUUGCCCCAUGCCACAAAUGCUGAUACCCUCAAGUUGUACGAAGAUGAGCUGCAAGAGCUAAAGGAUAAACUUGUGGAAAAGAGCAAGAUACUAAGAGACUGGAGAAACCCAAAUAAUGUUGAGGACCUAAACCAAAUAAAGAUGAUGGAGGAUCAUCUUAUUGCAUCUCUUAAUGGACUCAGAAGCAGGAGGAAUCAAUUAGCAAUGGAGCAGCAAAUCAGAGAAAGAGAAUUAGAGGGAAAUGAGAACCUGGAAACUUAAACUAUGACUUCCUUCCAAAACUUGUGAUUUUUGUUAAUGCAAUGUUUUAAAAUUAUGAUAAAUGAACUCAUAAGAGUAUAGUUUUCUUUAUCAAAUAUGUGCCAUCUAAAUAUGUUCUUGAAUAAUAUGUCCUUGAAUGGGCUUUUAAA